AUGAAGAUUUUUUCCCGCUACCAGACGUUCAGAUUCAUCUGGUUCCCCAAGCCAUCUGGCCAGCACUUUCACAAGGAUCACCAGCUUCGGGCACCUCUGACUCUUGCUGACUUUGAAGCCAUAAAUCGCUGUGAGAGGCCGUUGCCUAAGAACUUUAACUUUGCUGGGGAUGUGCUGGACCAGUGGUCCCAAAAAGAGAAGACAGGAGAGAGACCAGCCAACCCAGCCCUGUGGUGGGUGAAUGGCAAAGGGGACGAGGUGAAAUGGAGCUUUGGAGAACUGGGAUCUUUGUCUCGAAAGGCUGCCAAUGUGCUCACCAAGCCCUGUGGCCUCAAAAGAGGAGACCGAGUGGCCGUGAUUCUGCCCCGAAUCCCAGAGUGGUGGCUCAUAAACGUGGCUUGUAUGCGAACAGGGCUCAUCUUCAUGCCAGGAACAACCCAGCUGACGGCAAAAGACAUCCUCUAUCGACUACGAGCAUCCAAGGCCAAGUGCAUUGUGGCCAGUGAGGACGUGGUCCCUGCAGUGGAGUCCAUUGUGUCAGAGUGUCCCGACUUGAAGACCAAACUCCUGCUGUCUCCACACAGCCAGAAUGGAUGGCUCAGCUUCCAGGAGUUAUUUCAAUCCGCCUCUGCACAACACAGCUGUGUGGAGACAGGAAGUCAAGAACCAAUGGCCAUUUAUUUCACCAGUGGGACCACAGGCUCUCCCAAGAUGGCCCAGCACUCUCAGAGCAGCCUUGGAAUUGGGUACACCCUUUGUGGAAGGUAUUGGCUAGACCUGAAGUCCUCAGAUAUCAUAUGGAACAUGUCCGACACUGGCUGGAUCAAGGCCGCCAUUGGCAGUGUGUUUUCUUCCUGGCUUCAGGGAGCUUGUGUCUUUGUGCAUCGGAUGGCCCAGUUUGACACUGACACCUUUCUAGACACCCUUACCACUUAUCCCAUCACGACCCUGUGCAGCGCUCCCACUGUGUACCGGAUGCUUGUGCAGAAAGACCUGAAGAGAUACAAAUUCAGGAAGUUGCAGCACUGCUUGACGGGAGGGGAGCCGCUCAAUCCAGAGGUGCUGGAACAGUGGAAGGCACAAACUGGGCUGGAGCUAUAUGAGGGCUACGGACAGACAGAAGUGGGAAUAAUUUGUGCCAACCUGAAAGGACAAGAAAUUAAACCGGGCUCGAUGGGGAAAGGAGUAGUACCCUAUGAUGUCCAGAUUAUAGAUGAAAAUGGCAACAUCCUACCACCUGGCAAAGAAGGGGAAAUUGCCCUCAGACUAAACUCUACAUGGCCCUUCUGUUUCUUCUCUGAAUAUGUGGACAAUCCAGAGAAAACUGCCGCCACGAUAAGGGGGAAUUUUUAUGUCACUGGAGACAGAGGAGUGAUGGACAGUGACGGGUAUUUCUGGUUUGUCGGCAGAGCCGAUGAUGUCAUCAUUUCCUCUGGGUACCGUAUUGGGCCAUUUGAAGUGGAGAGUGCACUGAUUGAGCACCCAGCAGUUGUUGAAUCAGCUGUUGUCAGCAGUCCAGAUCCAAUCAGAGGAGAGGUAGUGAAAGCUUUUGUUGUCUUAUCUGCACCCUUUAAAUCAUCUAACCCAGAGAAAUUAACUCUCGAACUUCAGAAUCACGUGAAAAAAUCAACUGCACCUUAUAAAUAUCCAAGAAAGGUGGAAUUUGUUCCAGAACUCCCAAAGACAAUCACUGGGAAAAUCAAACGCAACGUCUUAAGAGACCAUGAAUGGGGUCGAACAUAGCCUGAUAAAACUGUGGCAUUAUGUAGUUAUAGGGCUGCUUUCCUUUAGUCCUGGCUUCCUGAUAAUUCAGAGUCUACUCUCUUAAAGUGCUUAAGAUUUUUC
Messenger RNA from Ceratotherium simum simum (southern white rhinoceros), 1845 nucleotides. RefSeq names its product acyl-CoA synthetase medium chain family member 4. Gene Ontology annotation, molecular function: fatty acid ligase activity; fatty-acyl-CoA synthase activity. Gene Ontology annotation, biological process: acyl-CoA metabolic process; fatty acid biosynthetic process. The record is from RefSeq and is a predicted model, not a curated record. Gene Ontology annotation, cellular component: mitochondrial matrix. NCBI's taxonomy places the organism in Eukaryota, Metazoa, Chordata, Mammalia, Perissodactyla, Rhinocerotidae.